This is a messenger RNA of Oncorhynchus gorbuscha (pink salmon), 8256 nucleotides long. Its product is annotated as IQ motif and SEC7 domain-containing protein 1-like. Lineage: Eukaryota; Metazoa; Chordata; Actinopteri; Salmoniformes; Salmonidae. Gene Ontology annotation, molecular function: protein binding; guanyl-nucleotide exchange factor activity. Bases 1395 to 4835 code for a protein of 1146 amino acids. Gene Ontology annotation, biological process: actin cytoskeleton organization; regulation of ARF protein signal transduction. The transcript has 14 exons. The record is from RefSeq and is a predicted model, not a curated record.
CUAGGCUGUGCUGACUGUCUGCCCUUUGUUAUGGCUAGGCUGUGCUCACUGGCUGCCCUUCGGUAUGGCUAGGCUGUGCUCUUGGCUGCCCUUUGUUAUGGCUAGGCUGUGCUGACUGUCUGCCCUUUGUUAUGGCUAGGCUGUGCUGACUGUCUGCCUUUUGUUAUGGCUAGGCUGUGCUCACUGGCUGCCCUUUGUUAUGGCUAGGCUGUGCUCACUGGCUGCCCUUUGUUAUGGCUAGGCUGUGCUGACUGUCUGCCCUUUGUUAUGGCUAGGCUGUGCUCACUGGCUGCCCUUCGGUAUGGCUAGGCUGUGCUCUUGGCUGCCCUUUGUUAUGGCUAGGCUGUGCUCUUGGCUGCCCUUUGUUAUGGCUAGGCUGUGCUCACUGGCUGCCCUUUGUUAUGGCUAGGCUGUGCUCACUGGCUGCCCUUUGGUAUGGCUAGGCUGUGCUCACUGGCUGCCCUUUGUUAUGGCUAGGCUGUGCUCUUGGCUGCCCUUUUAUGGCUAGGCUGUGCUCACUGGCUGCCCUUUGUUAUGGCUAGGCUGUGCUCACUGGCUGCCCUUUGUUAUGGCUAGGCUGUGCUCACUGGCUGCCCUUUGUUAUGGCUAGGCUGUGCUCACUGGCUGCCCUUUGUUAUGGCUAGGCUGUGCUCACUGGCUGCCCUUUGAUAUCAUUUGCCUCUCUCUCAAGUCAAUUCAAAUGGCUUCUCUCUGUCUCUCAUAUGAGGUGUUUUCCCAGCCGUCACUCUCCAGAGCCACGAAGCAGAUACCCUGUCUUCCUAUAGAGUCUAAUUAACAGGCUUUACCUGACAAACUAAUUGCACAAUCCCUCAUUAGUCUUAAAAGCCUCAUCAGUUUGGGAUGCAGCGGAAAGAAACUCAUUGAUUCCACGAAAAGGGAGAGAGAGGAGGGAGAGAGAGACUAUGAGCCCUACCUCCAACACAUUCUCCUGUUUCCAUGGAGACCAGGGAGCCAAUCGGGUGGCCCGGCUGCGGGCUGUACUACCGUGAGCAGAGGAGAGGUGGUGUAGGGAGGAUGUGGAUGAGAUCCGGUGUGUAUUAGAGACAAUAACCUGCAGGUUAUCCCCGUGCUUUUGAUGGCUAGCCCUGUCUCCUCUGCCUCCUCUGCCUUGGCAUGUGUUCAGCCAUCAUCACCCAGCAUGGGUUUAAAGGGAGGCUGUUUAUCAGUGUUAAACAGGCAGCCUCCCAGCCUCACUGUGCCCUGCUCUACCACUAUACACCCCCUGCCUGCCUUUUGGACCUGCCUCGUUACAUCACAGAGCUCUUUCUGGCUGGCUGUUUGUGACUGAGAGUGAGAGUGUAUGUGAGAGAGUGUAUGAGUCUGUGCGCACGCUUCUGCUCCGUUGAGUCAAGUCCCAUUGACGAGCCAGGAGGAUGGACAAGCCGAGCGUGUGGCGUGCCGUGGUGAGCAGCACCGACCCCAGGCGUCCCCGCAGCGAGACCAGCACACCAACCGGUGGCGGGGCUCACCCGGACAGACCCAGCUCUGCCAUGUCUUACCGGCUAUAUGACAUUGUGGAGGGGGAUGCGCGGCCCAGUGAAAGCGACGGUGGAGCCAGCUACAGGGGCCCAGUGAUCAGCCCAGACCGCUUCGAGGGCCCCCUCUACGGACACGGAGUGCAGCCCGGCCCCCAGCGGCCUCCCCGCAGGCCCAAGCUCCAGCACUCCCAGUCCAUCCUCCGCAAGCAGGCAGAGGAAGAGGCCAUCAAACGCUCCCGCUCACACUCAGAGGGCUAUGAGCUGUCGGCUGACCUCCAGGACAAACAGGUGGAGAUGCUGGAGCGUAAAUAUGGAGGACGCUUCAUAACCCGGCAUGCGGCCCGAACCAUCCAAACAGCCUUCCGUCAGUACCAGAUGAACAAAAACUUUGAACGUCUCAGGAGUUGUAUGUCUGAGAACCGCAUGUCCCGACGCAUCGUCCUGUCCAAUAUGAGGAUGCAGUUCUCCUUCGAGGGCCCUGAGAAAGUCCACAGCUCCUACUUUGAGGGAAAACAAGUGUCCCUGACAAAUGACGGCACCCCCCUGGCCUUGGUACAGUCAGAGUGUGGGGACAUGGAGGUCCACCACCAGGCCAACAUGGCAUCACACCCGGCCUCCCAGAACCACCUAACAGAUGCCAUCACAGAGCUGGAGGAUGCCUUCUCCAGGCAGGUCAAGUCUCUGGCCGAGUCUAUCGACGACGCCUUGAACUGCCGCAGCCUGCAGGGCGAUGAGGGUCAUGACCCAGAGGCCUUGGGCUGCCCCGAGGUGGAGAGGGAGGUGGCCUAUCAGGUGAAGCCUCACCGCGGGGCGACGGGACGCAAGCGAGAGGACAUGAUGGCAUCCUACAGCGAUGUGACUCUGUUUAUUGACGAGGAGGAACUGUCUCCCUCCAUGGGGCUGUUGCGGGGGUCUGGUGACCAGCCCUCCAGCAUUGAGUCAGACCUCCGCCUGCGCUCGGCCAACUCCUCCCAAGACUACUGGCCACUGGACCCCAAGGAUGAGGAGCAUGACACGGACACCAGCUGCCGCAGCACUCCCUCUCUGGAGUGCCAGGAACAGAGGCUCCACCUCCCCCUGCUGACCAUCGAGCCGCCCAGCGACAGCUCUGCCGAACACAGCGACCGUUCUGACCGCAGCUCCAUCAAACGUCCACCUGUUUACGAGUCUCACGGGGGAGGGCACAUCGUGGCAUCCUCCCAGGCCAGCCCCAAACACAUCUCUCAUGGCCCGCCCCCACGAGGGCCCUCCCGGGACGACGAGGCACCCCUCCGCCACCGCCACAGGGCGCUGGAGAGCCACCUGGCCAUCAACGGCUCGGCCAACCGGCAGAGCAAGUCUGAGUCUGACUUUUCGGAUGGGGACAACGACAGCAUCAACAGCACGUCUAACUCCAACGACACCAUCAACUGCAGCUCUGAGUCGUCGUCCCGGGACAGCCUGAGGGAACAGACACUCAGCAAGCAGACGUACCACAAAGAGACACGCAACAGCUGGGACUCACCGGUCUUCAGCAACGAUGUGAUCCGCAAGAGGCACUAUCGCAUCGGCCUGAACCUCUUCAACAAGAAGCCAGAAAAGGGUGUCCAGUACCUUACUGAGAGAGGGUUCGUCCCAGACACGCCUGUGGGUGUGGCUCACUUCCUGCUUCAGAGAAAGGGCCUGAGCAGGCAGAUGAUUGGAGAGUUCCUGGGCAACCGGCAGAAACAGUUCAACAGAGACGUCCUGGACUGUGUGGUAGAUGAGAUGGAUUUCUCGUCGAUGGAGCUGGACGAGGCACUGAGGAAGUUCCAGAAUCACAUCCGGGUCCAGGGAGAGGCCCAGAAGGUGGAGCGCCUGAUUGAAGCCUACAGUCAGCGCUACUGUAUCUGUAACCCCACGGUGGUGCGCCAGUUCCGGAACCCUGACACCAUCUUCAUCCUGGCUUUCGCCAUCAUCCUCCUCAACACUGAUAUGUACAGCCCCAACGUCAAGCCAGAGAGGAAGAUGAAGCUGGAGGACUUUGUUAAGAAUCUCAGAGGGGUGGACGAUGGGGAGGACAUCCCCAGGGAAACUCUGGUAGGAAUCUAUGAGAGGAUCAGGAAGAGGGAGCUGAAGACCAACGAGGACCAUGUGUCUCAAGUCCAGAAGGUGGAGAAACUCAUAGUGGGCAACAAAAAACCGAUUGGAUCUCUCCACCACGGUCUAGGAUGUGUCCUGUCCCUGCCCCAUCGCAGGCUGGUCUGCUACUGCCGGCUGUUUGAAGUGCCGGACCCCAACAAGCUCCAGAAGCUGGGCCUGCACCAGCGGGAGAUCUUCCUGUUUAAUGAUCUUCUGGUGGUGACAAAGAUUUUCCAGAAGAAGAAGAACUCUGUGACAUACAGCUUCAGGCAGUCUUUCUCUCUGUAUGGGAUGCAGGUUCUGAUGUUUGAGAACCAGCAUUACGGGAAUGGAAUCAAGCUUACAUCAGCCAUACCAGGUGCCGACAUCAAAGUGCUCAUCAACUUUAACGCGCCCAACCCCCAGGACCGCAAGAAGUUUACUGAUGACCUGCGGGAGUCCAUCGCCGAGGUCCAGGAAAUGGAGAAAUACAGGAUAGAGUCUGAGCUGGAGAAGCAGAAAGGGGUGGUGAGGCCCAGUAUGUCCCAGAGCUCUGGGCUGAAGAAGGAGGCUGGCAACGGCAACAUGAACCGUGCCAGUCUGGACGACACCUACACCAUGGGCGAGGGCCUGAAGAGGAGCGCCCUGAGCAGCUCCCUCCGCGACCUCUCCGAAGCAGGCAAGCGUGGGCGCCGCAGCAGUGCAGGAUCACUAGACAGCAAUAUGGAAGGGUCCAUCAUUAGCAGCCCCCACACACGCCGGAGAGCCACAACCCCCCGAAGUGAGGGCCCGCCCCGGGGCCACCCCACCAUCCCCAACUCCUCCUCCCUCCUCGGGUCGCUCUUCGGCAGCAAGCGGGCAAAGCCUUCAUCCCAGAGCCAUCCUCCUCUUCCUCCGCCCGGUCACCCCACCCUCAUCUCCCACACGCCCCAUCCUUCCAACCUCCACCACACAGCCCAGCAGGUAGCCCAGGCCCAGCUCCACCACUCCCAGUACUGCCAGCAGAACCCCCCUCCCUACCACCACCACCACCACUACCACCCCCCGCCCCACACACAGUACCACCAGCACCCGGCAGCAUACGCAUCCUCCUCCACCCACUCACAUCAACACCCGCUUGUACCACAGCACAGUCACAGCACCCACGGCCAUCAUGCCUCACACUCCCAGCAUGCCCUUCAUCACCACAGUCAGCAGCAGAGCCCUGCACACAGCGGGUCCAAAACCAAGCACAGUGGCAUCAGCACCGUGGUGUGACCAGAGAGAGAGAGAGAGAGAGAGAGAGAGAGAGAGAGAGAGAGAGAGAGAGAGAGAGAGAGAGAGAGAGAGAGAGAGAGAGAGAGAGAGAGAGAGAGAGAGAGAGAGAGAGAGAGAGAGAGAGAGAGAGAGAGAGAGAGAGAGAGAGAGAGAGGGAGAGGGAGAGAGAGAGAGACAGAGACAGAGAGACUCAUCCACCAAUGGGACAGAGGGUAUACUGUCCAUGGCCUGUCCACUGUGUUCCACUGCUGUGGUUGAGAUGGACCUCUGACAGUCACUCGUAUCCCCUCCCUAUUUCAGCAUCUCACCAAUAUGCAUUUGGAAACCAGACUCAAUUCCUCCACAAAGGACCACGGCUCAAACCUUAGAGUGGGGGCCUCUUUUUUUCUGUCAGGGGUUGAGAGGGGAGGCGUUUUGUACGGGGAAACCCUCCUAAUCCCUGUGAACUCACACCAAACCCGGCUGUGACGGCUGAAGAGAACCGUGCAUCUCUGUAGGCCGCUCUACAUUGCUCUGUUCUUUCAAUAGUCUGUCUUCCCGUCGUGUAAGGACUUGGGACAGGCCUGGGAAAACAUUUCUGACUGUUUUCUCUGUCAUGAUGGCAUAUUAUAUUACACAGUCUUUUUAAUCAAUGCUAGCUUUAACACUGCUUUCUUGAGGUUUGUGAAACCCUUUCUUUAUUUUUAAGAAUGCUAUUUGUUGUUGCCUCUCGUAGAAUUCAUGAAGUGUAGAAAAGCUAGGUGUAAUCAUUUCACAAUACCUAAACCAAUGGACAGGCUAACAGCUGAGGAACAGUCUCAAUGGUAGUAGUUCUAGUGCUGCAUUUACUGUAGAUGACAGCUUUACGUGUUGUCUCCUAACUCUCAUUAAUAAAUGUGCCAAUUACUAAUGCAUAAACUAUUUAGUCCAGACUUCAUGUACAGUAUAUUGUGCGUAAAGUACCUUAUAAGAUUAUACAACCAUUAUUAUUAUCACGAGAAAUGAACUUUCUCAGUAUUAUACUGACUCUAUGGUAACAGGAUAAAUGGAAAGGAGGCGUGAACCCACAUUGUCAGGCAGGCCAAUAACCUGCUCUGGUACCGAUUGCCUUCCAACCAGAGCAUUGAGAGACUCAGGAAUGCAGCUGUGGCACAUGGCCCUACUAGUGCUGUAUAAAACCUUAGAGUGGACAGACACUUCUUGGCAUGGGUAUUUACUGAGCAUAUGUUGCUCAUCUGCUGGGUAGAUGGGUCCCACUCAGCUCAGUAUAGUACUCCUUUAAAUGUUUAGUACAGUGAGUAAGGACAUGUAGUAAGAUAGCAGUGAAGAUGUCUCACAGCUCUCUUGUUGAGCUAACAGGCUUCUCUUGGCUGAAUGCUGGCUCAGCUCACCUAUCGGAGACUUUACUGAUGGACCCACAGUAGAGCUGGUAACGUCUCAUGCCAAUGAUGCAGCUGCAUUCUUGACUCUUCAAAUCGAAAUACAAUAAUCAUUUAUUUUUCUUUCAUAAUUUACUAUAUUUUUGUUUUAUUCGCAAGACCUGAGUAGUUGAGUGACUAAAAUAAGCUCAUAAGUAUGUAGUGAAUUAUUUGUUUGUUUGUCAACUUUGUUUUUAUCAUUCUGUACGUGCAAUAUCUUCGUACUGAUUUUGUACAUUCAGAACAAGCAAAGGGUCCCUUCUGUUUGUUUUGUAUGUUUUCAUGUUGUCGUUAUUUAUUUAUUUAGUUUGGACCCCUGUCGUUCUCUCUCAGUGGCUUAAUGUGUGGUUGUUCUCAUGGUUCUCUGAGAAGCACAGUCCUGGAAUUCAGUGGAAUGUCUAAUAAGUGAUGUUGCAUGUAAUGUUAUUGAUGUGAGGCUAUCCUCUCCACAUUCUAUAGCAAAUCAGUGUUACCAUAGCAAUUAAAGUGCAAUCACGUAAAAAAAAAAAUGUAGGCCUUCUACGGGUUCAAGUCUGUUAUCAUGUUGUCCAGGAAGAGAUUCAGGUGAAAAAUAUAUAUUUUUCAUUUCAGAUUAUGUACUUACUUAUUAUGUACUUACUUACACAGUUCACGGUGGAAGGAAAGAGGAAUGUGUGUAUAUAUUUUAAAAAGGAAUUCGCUUCCCUCUGGGCAGAAAAUAACUAUUUUGCUGGAUAAGCACAUAUGAAGGAGCGCUUUCAUUUUUUUCAGGAAAUCUGAAAAAAUGUAGAUCUAAUAUACAGCAAAGAAGUGCAAUUGGAACAAAGGAACUGGGAUAUAUGUCAAGUAAAAUAACUUUCUACAUUCUACAAAAUAAGAGUCUAUUAUCAUGUGUACAUUAGAGUCAACUGUUUCUCCCAAUAUUCAGGGUGUAAAUGUAUUUUAACAUUCACUAAGGAAACUGAAACCAUAAGACUAGAUUCAACACGUGUCCCUUCAUAUUAGAGCCAUGAUACUAUAACAAAACAUAAGGACAUUUAGACAGAUAAACAUACCUUAUCUGGAACAUGAAUAAUCACUUGAAUAUCUUUCUAAUAAUUUCAUAUUUUCCUUUUGUAACUCAGAAAUGGUCGGACAAGGUGAAAACAAAAGAAAGAAAGAAAAAAAGAAGGAAAUGUAUACAUUGAUCUUGAUAUGUGUUGUAGUGCUUCAAGAAAUGUCCACAGUGAUCUACAGUCUGAGAAGUACCCCCACAAUGCACUGCAUGGACCUGAUGCAUCGUGUGUCCUUUUCACUGUGAGCUUGCUGACCAGGUCAGCCUGUAAAGUUGAUUAGAUUUCGGUUUAGAUCUGGAAUCUUCUGAUGUUGACUUGCUCUGGCUGUCCCACGUUAAGCUGAUUGUUACUUGAGCUCAGCAUGCAUUUAUUUCAUCUGCAUAUACAUAGCCAUUGUAAAAAGAACAAAACAUUAACACCAUUGCACUUCUGUUAUUAUUGAGCCGAGGGCUACGGUUGUGUAAAUAGGAGAGUAGAAGUGUUGAUUAUGGAAUUCUAAAAAAGGUGGUUUAUCUCAAAUGAAGAUUAGAAGGGACCAAGUGGGAGAAAGGGGAUAUGUACAUAGUGUGUAUAUUAUCACUACUGUAAUCCAACAUCUGCCGUGGAGAUCAGGGGGGUGUGUCCGUCACCUCAUAUGAGAGGUGGAAAAUAUAUGAUUCAGAACAUAUCGCUUGUCUCUGCCUCCAACUGUACUGAACUGUCAUUCGCUGUGGAUCUCAAAGACAGACUGUUAUAACGUUCACUGCCUCCUAAACACACACGCACACAGGCACACACAGACAGACAGACACACACUGACAGACACACACACACAGGCAGACAGGCACACAGACACACACACUCAUCAAAGGGAAAGACAAGAGUGGCCUCAUUUCUAUGUGCAUUCAAGUUUGUCCAGUGAGUAGUGAGUCAGUAAGACCCCAGUUAUUGUAAAACUUCAACUGUGACAAUGUUGACAACGCUAAAUAAACAAAUAUAUGACUUAUGGUA